UAUACUAAUUUUAAAUUACAAUUUAACUUGUAUCAUCUAAUAUCUGCUACCGAUCGGGUUUCGUCCGAUUACCGCUAAACCUAGAAAGAGAAUCGCAAUGACUGAAAUUGGCAAGAAGAAGAAGAACAAGAAGCGGGGGUAGGGAAGAAAGACCCAAGAGAAGAAGCUUUUGGCGGGAUGGGUUUUUGUCCGCCGCUGCCGGAGCGAUUCGCGAGGUACGUCGACGAGGUUAGAGGGACGGAAGUGAAGAUGGCCAUUCAGAAGCAGCUGUCGAGGGGAAGAAGGGUUGGGUAAGGUUGGGGAUGUGUGGGCCAAGUGAGGAUAGAGAAUGAAGAUUUUUUUAUUAAAUUAUUUAUUUUUCAUAUGGCCUCCAUGUCAGUGUAGCAUGCUGAUUCACUAACGGUCAAUGAUGUUGACCGUCUAAUUUGACGGAAAUUCACGAGUCGGCCCGAUUGAGUCUAUAUGGUGCAUAGUUUAGGUCAUGAUGUUAAUUUCUAAAACCACGGGUCAAAGUUGAUUAUAUGGUUAUAGUUCGGGCCAUAAUAAGGUAUUAACCCUUUUUAUUAUGCAGUAUGCAGCAAACAAGGUAAGGUCAAAUUGCCCCAUAGAGAAUCCUCCCCAUUUUUUCAAGACACUACGCAAAGGUGAUACUCCUUUAGUGCAUCACUUUCGUACAAACAUUCGAGGCUAUAAUGGAGUCUUCUGCUUUGUUUCCAUCGGAGGUAAAUUGACUCAUUCCAUUAGUUUUGUUUUUCUUACAACCGCAUGUGGUUACCAACUUUUUAACAAGCAAUUAAUUUAUUUUGCAACUGAAUUCCUAUAACAUUUUUUUAAAGGAAAUUAAUAUAUUUGGAAAUUGCAUUUUGUUAUUAAUUGAUAAAAAGAGUAUAGUACUAAUGUCUUCCAUCAUUUGGAUAGUUAUUUGCUGACGAGAAAGAUGUGCAUUAUUAAUAAUUUCAUGACUUAAUUGUUAUAUAUAUAUAUAAAUCAUCACUAAGCUAGUGUAUAGUAUAGAUAGAUAGAUUGUUCCGGUUGGUAACGACAACAGUUUUGACCAGGUCAGACCAAAAUUUGAUAAUUAUCCGACCCAAUAAAAAAAAUUAACAUAAUUUCAAUUCAUUCUAUUUCGUAGUAGAAACUUUCUUUUUAUUUCGAUUCUAUGAUCUUACAUAAUUUAAGUAAUCCUAUUGACAUACAUUCACAAUCAAGAGAACAUGUAAAACUCAUAUAGUCCCAUGAGAAAAUAAAUCAAUUUGUUAUCGAGACACACUUUUAAUGCACAAAGUUCAAUGAGUUCAAUAACUAUGUAAGAUCACAAGCUCAUGUAAAUGGGGCUUCCCCUAACGAUGACAUCAAGCAUUGGUCAUAUAAACAACAAAAUUCUCAAAAGAAUGACCAAGAAGGGUACUGCUUAAUAUCUUGCACGACUGAUAAUUGGCAGAAAUCCUCAACCAAUAUUAUGAGCGACAUAGUAAACACAGAGCAAAUGAUAGUGAACAUAUAACGGGUAAGCACCAUGUUUUUGCCAGAAACAAAUCAUCAUUUAAUCAAUACAAAACAGUUAAUAGUCCAUUUAAGUAGCCAACAUGAGAAUUCUAAACCCUUCAAACAUAAUCUAACCAACUUCAAAAGUACACCAGAAUUUACAUUUCAUGAACCCAGAACAGGCGACUUCUAACUUUGAUGAGAAUCACAAACGAAUCAGUCAAGAACAUUGACAAUAAGCAUAUAUCAAAUCAACAACUCAAAAUUUCAAGAGACAGAGUACGAGAUCAGAUAUCAAACCUUUAAGAACAAACCUUGUUCAGACACCAAGCAGGACAGUAACCAUAUAUCAAUCAUCCUUAAAGAGUUCUAAUGCCCAUCUCACAAGGUUAUAGAUGCAGAAACGUAAUUUGAUCUCCGAAACUUGCUGAUGACUGAAGCUUACUGAUGAUUGAAACUUGAUUUACCAUUCUAUCCUUCCAGAUAGAGUAGCGUUUCCCAUAAAACAUGGGCGGAUAGGUGAUUACAAAAUACCCAACCGAUGACGAAGAAUCAACUGAGAUACCUUGAGGAUGUUAAUCCUAAUGACAAGUAACCGGCUCUGAUACCAAUUUUGAUUCUAGGAUGGGUUUAAACGAUUUAGGGUUUUUCAAAUUGAGAAUUGAAGAAGUAAAUCGAAAGAGAUACUUCUGGAAUUGAUAAUUUAAACGUGGUCAUUCUGCAGUUUUAUAACUGCUUUUAACAAGAACAACCAAAGGAAAGAGGCAAAUGAAAAGAAAAACAAGUUCUGAAGAACUCAAACAGAGGGGAAUUAAAAUCAAUCUUCCCGCUCCUAUCUACCCAGAAACCCAUCUCUGUAGAAAGGGAGGAAGAAUGAGGAUAAGAUCCAAACACUCCCAAGAGAUAAUCCCACAUAUAGUUACCCAGAUUAAACCCAAUCCCCUGUAACCUAUCUGACUGACAUCUCUCCUAGGGAGGAACCCUUUGCAACCCAAAGCUUCUAGCUUUCCUGGUGCAAUCCAUUGAGCAGAGGAAGACGAUCUUGAGUUACUUAAAUAGCCCAUUCAGAUGAUCGUUGGAGAGGCUGUCCAUUGAGGGUUGAUGAUGAUGAUGCUUCUUGAAGAUUGAAUCCCAUUGAAAGGAACGAGAAGCACACAUGCUUGAAGAAAACGAAUACGGAAUAAGAACACGGAAGCAGGAUUUACGUGGUAUCCCUGUUUGAUGUGAACAUGUUUAAUCCACGAAGAGCUCGAAGGAGCUCUCGGUUUGACGAUCUUAUCAUUGAUCAACUGACUAUCUUGCUACUUACAGGGAAUCGCAGCAGAGAUAUAUAUAUGGGUGACUUGAGUUAAAACCCUAACACAACUAGGCUUACGUAUCCUUUAAUGACAGGAGCAGGAAACAUAGCUUACAAGACAGCUGCACUAACACAGCUACAGCACGACGUCGUGCUCAGUAAGACACACGUACACGAGACUUCUACACUCCCCCUCAAGCGAAGGCGUGAAUGUCAAGAAUGCCCAGCUUGACCAAAAAUCCACGAAAAUGAUUGCAUCCUAAACCCUUGGUGAAAAGAUCAGCAGGUUGUUCAGACGUCGCAAUCUUACAAGGAGAUAUAUUGCCAGCAAGAACGCGUUCCCGAACGAAGUAGCAAUCCAUUUCGACAUGUUUGGUGCGCUCAUGGAAGACAGGAUUAGCGAAGAUAUGGACGGCAACCUAAUUAUCGUAAUAAAGGGGAGUGGGUGCAGCAGUUGGAUGACCAUGCUCUGUCAUCAACCAUCGAACCCAUAUAAGCUCACUAGCAGCAGUAGCCAUAGCUCAGUACUCGGCUUCAGGAGAAGAACGCGCCGCUACAGACUGUUUCUUUGUACGCCAGGAAAUUGGUGCACCGCCAAGUAGUAUAAAGUAACCAGUGGUAGAGCGACGUGAAGCAGGGAAACCGGCCUCGUCGGCAUCACAGUAGCUAGUAAGAGUGAGAGACAGAAGUUAGGGAAAAAAGACCACGACCUGGCGAUUGCUUCAGAUACUUAAGGAUGCGAACUGCGGUAGAGACGUGCGCUUGAGUUGCCGCAUGGACAACUUGACUAAGUAUGUUGACUGCAUACUGUAUAUCGGAACGAGUCACCAUUAGAUAAAGAAGACUACCCACAAGACGAUGAUAACUGGAUGGAUCAGUAGCUGGCUCAGACGGGAGGCGACCAAUGUGAUGAUUUUGCUCAAUUGGGGUUGCGCAAGGACGUGCGCCCUCCAAUCCACCUUCAGCGAGUAUGUCCAAGACGUACUUACGCUGGUUUAGAACAAUGUCCUUGUGAGAGCGAGCUACUUCGAUACCAAGAAAAUAUUUCAACGACCCAAGUCUUUGAUGGUGAACUUAGCAUGGAGAAAGUCUUUCACAUCUUGAAUGAACUGAGCAUCAUUUCCAGCUAAAAUGAUAUCGUCAACAUAAAUUACUGCGGCAACGAAGCUAGAUCCAGAUCGAUGAAUGAAAAGAGAAUGGUCGGCCUGACUCUGGGAAAAACGAAAACUCAGUAGUGCACUAGUCAGUUUCUGGUACCAAUUUCGUGAGGCCUGACGAAGACCAUAUAUCGAUUUAUGCAGGCGACAAACACGGGAGUCACCUGGAGGCGUGAAACCCUGUGGUAUGUGCAUAUAAACUUCCUCAUGAAGAACCCCAUGCAAAAAGGCAUUGUUGACGUCCAACUGUUCAAGAAACCAAUUUUGACUGACUGUGAGAGCUAUCAAACACCGGACAGUGACUAACUUUGCAACAGGAGCAUAAGUAUCGUGAUAGUCAAUCCCUUCUACUUGUGUUAAACCUUUAGCUACUAUACGAGCUUUGUAUCACUCCACGGAUCCGUCGGGCUUGAAUUUCACCUUGAAGACCCACUUACAAACAACUGCGCGCUUCCCGGGAGGUGGUACAGUAAGUGACCAUGUACCAUUUGCUUCAAGCGCUGCGAUUUCUACUUGCAUCGCCUCUCGCCAGUGUUUAUAUCGGAAAACUUCGCUGAAGGAGGUAGGGUGACCUUAAUCAUUUUCUCCACUCUAAGUUUUCAGGAGUUGAUUCUCGUGCAUGUGGUUUUUUUAACUUUUUACAAAGACAAUUGUCAAUCAAUUAGUUAGAAUGCUUGGAAAUUCUAUAACUGCCAUUUUUUGUACUUCUAGCAACUAAAAAUUUGAAAAUUUUUAUGCUAAAAAAUAAAACGUGUCUUACUUCAUAAACGUAUCAUUAUUUAUACCAUUGAAAAAAUUCAUCCGAUCAACGGAUGUGAUAGAGUUGUACUCCAAAUUGCAGAAGGAAUGAUGAAGAACAAGCUCGAAGAAGAACAAAGAAGGACGAAACAUUUUCAUUAAGUUAUGCUACGUCGUUUUAUUACUAGAGAGUUGUAAUAGGAGUUAGCCCGUUUAAUACACUGUUUAAACUUUAAAUAAACGAAUGGAAAACUGCCAAGUGGCAUUGCUCUGUUAUCCAUUUGUCUUUACAUUUUAGCUGAACUAUAAAAUGUAGAGGAUGAUCUCAGGGGAAGCUGAAGAUCAAUCCUUCCACAAAACCCUACUAGGUUUUCUCUGAGGACGGGCCCAUAUCUAGUUUUAUGUUAUAGCUUGUGAACGAUUGUUAAUUAAUAGUUCUAUAAUAGUUAAUCGUCGAACCAUCAACCACAAUUUUUUUUGGUUCAGCAUCCAUCCGAUUUUGAAAUUGGAUAACGAGUUGAGAUGGGGAAGGGUUUGCGGAAGUAUAUACUCAGGACUCAGGUGGUUGAUUUGGGAUUGGAAUUGAAUUGGUUUGAGGGUUCAAAGUAUACAGAGAUGAGAGAGGAGAUUAUUUAGGGAGAAAGGUACUGAUGGUAACGGAUUUAAAUUCCUGAAUUUCCAGAAUGUCAGAUUCCUGAAACCCUAGUCUACAUAUAUAACCUGACCCGGACUCCUGUUUCUUCUUCCCCGAUCUAGUUUUGGAGUUCCGGCUACUACGGACGAGAUCGACGAAGGAUUUAUACUCAGAGCUACCGGAAGACAUAUUGGCCAAGAUCGCGAAAGAUCACUUGUUGAGCUUCUCCCAUCUGAUCCCUUUCUCCGGCAUGUGCAGAUGGUGGAGAACCGUCGCUCUCAAAUAACUCUACCUCAACAACUACCACUUUCCAUGCCUUGAUGAAGUCCAAAGGAGUGGUUGAUCUGAAUCAACAAGAAGAAGAAGUGCAGAAUUCAAAAGGAAAGCAGCAGAGAGCUUAAUAGAAGAAACUUGUUAGUUGUACGGAGCAUUUUAUUCUGUAGUUGUUGUUAGUUAUUUACAAAGCAAUAGCUCUUUGACAUCUGGCUAUGUUACCGUUGAGAUACAGUAAAUUCGGAUUAGUAUAUAUAUAUAAAAAAACCCAACACGAGAUAAGCUGAGGAAUUCCAAAUUCUCUUCUUCCUCCUUUACUUUCUGAUUCACAAAUCCUUCUACAGAAAGUUUCAUGGUAUCAGAGCAGAUCUAAGGGAUCAUGUCAGGGACAAGGAGUGGAGGUGCUAAUACUCCACCCAAUACUCCUCCGGUGAAUUUUGGGUCUUUCCAAGGCCAAUCGACGAACACUCAAGGCAAUAGCAACCGAGCUGCAGAUCUGAAUUUCGGUAACCCAUUCUACAUAAACCCUAAUGAGAAUUUGGCUCAAUCUAUAGUACCCAUUGUUUUAGAUGGUCCAAACUAUCAGACCUGGUCUAAGGCAGUGAAAGUGGUUCUUAAGACUAAGAACAAACUAGGUUUUAUAGAUGGGUCGAUUGUUGCUCCGAACAGAAAUGACAAUUUGUUUCAGAUCUGGGAUGCUUGUAACACAAUUGUACUUUGUUGGAUUACUAAUUCUCUAGAGAAGGACAUUUCAAGAAGUGUCCUUAGUCAUGAUAAUGCUCGUGCUUUGUGGAAUGAGCAUAAGGAUCAUUAUGGUCAAGCUGAUGCACAGAAGCUCACUAAUCUAGAAGAUGAAAUCCAUUCUACUAAGCAAGGAACCAAGACCAUUACCCAGUACUAUACACAUAUGAAGGGUCUUUGGGAAGAAUAUAGUCAGUUUAAUCUUAUAGUUCCCUAUGGAUGUUUACCUGGAAACCCAUUGCCAUGUGCUGCUGUAGAGCCAUUCAGGUUGAAACAUAACACAGAUUAUCUCAUUCGAUUCCUUCGUGGGUUGAAUCCUGAGUAUGACUACAUCAGGACACAGCAGUUGAUGCAGAAGGCGUUACCAACAGUUGUACACGCAUUUCAUGAUCUGUUACAACAUGAACAGAAACUCAAGGCUGAGGGGAAUGGAGCUGGUAACAAGAUAUCUCAAUCAGUUGCACUGACAGCUGGUUCUUAUAGUGGAGCUGGAUCUUCUAAUGCCAAUUCCACAGCCAAGAGUUCAUACAAAGGAAGUGGAGAAACUGGUACAUACAAAGGAAGUGGAGAGAAUGACCAGUUGUUUUGUAAUUAUUGCAAAAAGACAACCAUGUGAUUAAGGAUUGCUGGAGACUCAAGAAGAAGAGACAUGAUAGAUAAGGGGGAAGCAAUAGGUUCUCUGGUGUUGUGGGUCAAGAUGCAGAUGUUGAGUGAGACAGAAACUUACAAGUUGAAGUUGGGAGUCAUUUUUCAAGCAAUUCUGGUGGUUUUACUGCAAAGGAAAUGAACAAACUAAGAAGCCUUCUGCAGUCUUCAAGCUCCAACUCACCAACCUCUCCUCAAAGUCCUUCAAUCAACCAUAGGUCACAUUCACUGACCAACUAUCUACCUCAAUUCCCAAAUUAUGGAGGUAAGCAUGUUCUGUCAACAUAUCAGAAUCAUAAAACUUUACAAAACACAUGGAUAUUUGACACUAGUGCAUCAGAUCAUAUUGCUUGUUAUAUUUCCCUCUUUGAUAGUUGUUAUCCAGUGUCUGAAUCUUUGUUUAUCUCCCCAAUCUAGCAAAGGUUCAAGUCUCUCACAUAGGUUUAGUUAGAUUAUCUCCACAUCUUUUCUUACAUAACGUUCUUCUAGUUCCCAGCUUCACCUUCAACCUUGUGUCUGUUAGUAAGCUUACACAUGAUCUCCCCAUCUCACUCAUUUUUCUAUCUGACCUUUUUCAUGUCCAGGACCUAGUGACCAGCAAGAGGAUUGGUUUGGAAAAAUAAAAUAGAGGCCUAUAUCAUUUCAUUCCAGACCACCCUACCAUUCCAAAUACCACUCCUCAAGUUGCUUCUGUUUACAAUUUUGAACCCCACAAGAUUGAGUUGUGGCAUUGGAGAUUAGGCCAUCCUAGUAAUAGUAGUAUUAUGCUUAUUAACAAAUGUAAUCCAGUUGUUCCUGUUGAGAGAGUGAAACACUGUGAGCAUUGCCAUUUGUCUAGGCAGAAGAGAUUACCAUUCCCUUUGAGUGAUUCUAAAGCUUCAGCAUAUUUGUAUUGGUCCAUUUUGACAUUUGGGGACCAUUAUCUAUCAAUUCACAUGAUGGUUAUUUCUACUUCUUAACCAUUAUUGAUGAUUACUCUCGUGUUGUUUGGGUUUACUUAAUGAAACAAAAAUCUGAAGCUAUUGAUUGGUUUUUGUAGCAUGGUUUCCAAUCAAUUUGGAAAAUCAAUGAAAACCAUAAGGAGUGAUCAGGGCAAGGAGUUCUAUAUGUGUAAUUUUUACCUUAAUCAAGGUAUUGAACAUCA
Messenger RNA from Linum trigynum, 8114 nucleotides. The record is from the annotation of a GenBank genome assembly. Lineage: Eukaryota; Viridiplantae; Streptophyta; Magnoliopsida; Malpighiales; Linaceae.